CGGCCUGCUCUGUCUCCUACUUUCGGUUUUGAAAGAAAUUUCAUAAAACAAAGCAAUGGAUUUCAAGGAAGUGGAAAACAUAAAUAAAGAAUUAAUUGUUAAAAUAAAGGACAAGAUACAUUUAAAAGAUCUCUUACAUUACCUGGAAGUAUGGGGUUUUUCUGUCAUGACAAUAAAAGGUAUUAGAGCAGAUAUGAUCAACCAUGGUGAUGCAUAUGCAGUUAUACAGUUUAUGGAUGCUGUUAAGAGACGGCCACAUACAUUUCCUAAACUGGUUGCAGCACUUAGAGACACAAAUCAGGAGGAUAUUUAUGACAUAUUCAAAGAAAAGAUCAGGAGGUAUUAUAGAAACAACCAAACUCGAUUGGCAGCAGUCCUUUCAAUAAUAUCAGAGGAAGAGAGGCAGUUAGGGAUAACAGAGGACCAUCAUGAUACAGGUAAUGUUGGAAGCCAUGAUGCCUCCUCAUCAGGAAAUGUAGCAUCAUCACAAAGUGUUUUAGCUGGACAGUCAUCCAGUAACUCACCAUCCAGUGACCAAUGGACACAGGACAUAUAUAGAAGAGAUGGACAACCCCCAGACAGAGAUCCACCAAACAUUCACAACAGGACCGAUAAUCCACCUGCAGUACAGACUCCCGUCAGGUCUAAUAUUCGAGUCUCAUCAUCAUCAUUAUCAUCAGCAGGUAACAAUUCGUCAGGAGCUACUGGUAAUCAAUCAUUGCCAGACAAAUUAAAAACCACCUGUAAACAGAAUCCACCUCACUUUAAAGGUCAUCCAAUUAAAUUCCUAUUCAAACAUUUGCAAUGUACUGUCAAACCUGUGUAUAGUGGUAUAGCCAGAGAGUUGUCUUUAUUUGCAGAUCGUCCUACAUGA
Molecule: messenger RNA, 874 nt
Organism: Mercenaria mercenaria
Lineage: Eukaryota; Metazoa; Mollusca; Bivalvia; Venerida; Veneridae
Exons: 5
Coding region: 56-874 (272 amino acids)
Source: RefSeq, a predicted model, not a curated record